GCCUCACAGAUUGGAAGCAAACCUACGGGUAAAGAAGUUGAGCCUCAUGUCGAAGAUCUUUCGUCCUGUUUCCUGAACUGGAGAGAAAUAGCGAGCCGGAGCUUCUCGAUUAAAGGAUUCGAGUGACAUUCGGAGAUGAAUCAAACGGUUCAUGCUACCACCAACCCAGGGACUGCUGUCCAACCAACCAACAGCACUCAGAUAGCGACCACAGAAAGCAGCAGCUUGAUUGAUGGUCUGCUCAAUAAAAUUCCCUUGCCACGAUGGGCUAUUUAUGCCAUAGCGGCAGCCAUAGGCCUCGUGUUCCUCAUCUGCAUCAUCUGCAUCAUUGCCAAAUGUUGCUGCAAGAAGAAGAAGAAAAAGAAGAAGGAGCAGCUCAACCUGAAGAGCAUAAAUGGCUCUACCACCACCAGCCUGGUGCAGCCGGAUAUAGACGAUCUGGAAGGAUCUCGAUGUCCGGGAAAAUUACAAUAUUCCUUGGAUUACGACAUGAUAAAGAAAUCGCUUUCUGUCGGAAUUCUAAAGGCACAGGAUCUGAUGUCAAUGGACAUCUUAGGAAGCUCUGAUCCAUACGUCAUUGUCUACCUCGAUCCGGAGAAAAGGCCAACAUUUGAAACCAAGGUUCACCGGAAUAACCUGAACCCCACCUUUAAUGAACGCUUUGAUUUCAAGCUCAAUUGGGAAGAGCGUGAGACGAAGACGGUGGUGAUGCAAGUGUACGACUCCAACAGGUUCUCCAAGCACGGCAUCAUCGGUGAAAUACGAGUCCCACUCAAAACCUUCGAUCCCACUCACGUGAUCGAAGAAUGGCGGGAUCUGACUGGAGCAAAGGAUGAGCCAGACAAACUUGGUGAGAUCUGCUUCUCCCUACGUUACGUGCCUACGUCUAACAAGCUGACAGUGGUCAUCCUGGAAGCUAAAAACCUGAAAGUGAUGGACAAAGAUGGUGCAUCAGACCCUUUCAUUAAGAUACAUCUGGUUGAAGACAAGAAAAAAAUCAAGUCGAAGAAGACAAGUGUGAAGAAGAACACUUUGAACCCAUAUUACAAUGAGUCCUUCAAUUUCACUGUAACAUUUGAACAAAUACAGACGGUGAGGUUGGUGAUCUCCGUGUGGGAUCACGACAAGAUGAGCAAGAACGAUGCCAUCGGGAAGCUUUUCCUGGGCUGCAAUGCCACCGGCAACCAGCUGCAGCACUGGUCAGACAUGCUGGCCAACCCAAGGAGACCCAUCGCUCAGUGGCACUCUCUCCAGUCCAUGGAGGAGGUGAACAGUUCGCUCAAACUAAAGUCUCGUUAUCUUCCUUUCUGACGCCUCUUGCAUGCAGCUACCUAUUACCUAUUUAUGACAGCUCUUACAAUUCCGUGCUGAAGCCUCAGGAGCUGAGAGGAGGGAGCCGCGAGGUAUUCCAAUCACCUUCCGAACUACAACACCAGCAGAAACCUGGACAAGUCGGACCCGCACAGUCAUCUCGCGCAGCCUGUCCAUCUCACGCCGGGCACCUCUAACAACGCACUCCCCCAGCACUGCACUGAAGUGUCAGCCCAUGCUAUCAGCUCAAAGUCCCAACACGGGGAUUGAACCCAUGACCUUCUGACUUAGAGGAGAGACUGCUGCCAACUCUGCUAGGCUGUCAGCUACAAAUUAGCUCUUGAUAAGAUUGAGAUGGUAUCUGCAGUUGAGUUUUAGCAAGUAACAGGAAGCAGCCUCAGAAUUCUUCAGAUAAGCAAACUCAGAUCAACAGAUUCAAGAUAGAAGUAGAUAAAUAUUUGUUAGGUCAGGAUAAUAAGGGAUAUGGGGCAA
Molecule: messenger RNA, 1803 nt
Organism: Callorhinchus milii (elephant shark)
Lineage: Eukaryota; Metazoa; Chordata; Chondrichthyes; Chimaeriformes; Callorhinchidae
Gene: syt8
Product: synaptotagmin VIII
Exons: 9
Coding region: 136-1311 (391 amino acids)
Biological process (GO): calcium ion-regulated exocytosis of neurotransmitter; synaptic vesicle endocytosis; cellular response to calcium ion
Cellular component (GO): axon; synaptic vesicle membrane; dense core granule
Molecular function (GO): calcium-dependent phospholipid binding; calcium ion binding; phosphatidylserine binding
Source: RefSeq, a predicted model, not a curated record